AUGCAGGCUUUUGUGGGCACCUUUACUGCCGCACGAGGCGGCUUCGUUUCUGCAAGGCGUGACGCGUUCCUGUGCGGUGCGGGACAGGUGCGCCCCGCAGCGCCGGUCGUACAGGCCGCGCCUCAGACCCUUGUCAUGUCCGGGAAGACGACGGCGCUUCGUGGUAGAAUCCGCACGAUAAAAAACACCCAGAAAAUCACAGAAGCAAUGCGCUUGGUGGCUGCUGCGAAGGUGCGACGCGCACAAGAUGCUGUUUUGAGGACGCGUCCAUUCUCAGAUACACUGCAGAAGGUGCUCGGUGGCCUGCUCAGCCGCUUGAACUCUACGGAAUACUUCGACCUGCCUUUGCUGAAGCAACGCGAAACAAAAAAGGUUCUGCUGGUAGCCAUCAGCGGCGAUCGCGGUCUCUGUGGCAGCUACAACUCGAGCAUUCUCCGCAAGCUUCAGCUACGUAUCAAUGAACUCAAGGCGCAGAGCCUCGAGGUUGAGCUGGUCACGGUUGGAAGCAAGGUGACGCAGUGGGCACGUCGCCGAAACUACAAGAUUCGACGCUCAUUUUUAUGUACGCAGCAGCCGACGUCAUCCCAGGCGACGGAGAUAGCGGAUGUUUUGCUGGCGGCGUAUCUGGGCGACGAUGUGCAGCGGGUGGAGUUGCUCUACACGCGUUUCGUGUCAUUGAUCAGUUCCAAGCCCAGUAUUCGGACAAUGUUACCGCUAACUCCAGUAGGUCUGGAAAUGGAAGGUGAUGAGAUCUUCCAGCUGACAACCGAGGAGGGCAAGUUCGCUGUCAAACGUUCGUUCCAGAAGCCGUCGCCCGAAGCGAUCGAGAUUACGCCUGACAUGAUCUUCGAGCAGGAUCCGCUGCAGCUGCUCAACGCGCUACUGCCGCUGUACUUCAAUGGGCAGCUCCUGCGAACGCUCCAGGAAUCUGUGGCGGGAGAGCUUGCAGCGCGCAUGUCGGCCAUGUCGAGCGCCAGCGACAACGCCAAAGAACUCGCUCGCAAGCUCAACAUCGAGUUCAACCGCGCACGGCAGUCCGCGAUCACAUCGGAACUUGCGGAGAUUGUUGGCGGUGCUGCGGCCCUGGAGGGUUAA
This is a messenger RNA of Cyanidioschyzon merolae strain 10D, 1095 nucleotides long. RefSeq names its product chloroplast F-type ATPase CF1 subunit gamma, precursor. The transcript has a single exon. Gene Ontology annotation, biological process: proton motive force-driven ATP synthesis. Gene Ontology annotation, molecular function: proton-transporting ATP synthase activity, rotational mechanism. Gene Ontology annotation, cellular component: chloroplast thylakoid membrane. The record is from RefSeq and is a predicted model, not a curated record. NCBI's taxonomy places the organism in Eukaryota, Rhodophyta, Bangiophyceae, Cyanidiales, Cyanidiaceae. Bases 1 to 1095 code for a protein of 364 amino acids.